AUGGAAGAGAGCACAAAGUAUAUGAGAGAACACAAGAUGAAAAGCUUCGUUUUCCGCAAUCGGCGUAUGUUUGUGUUUCUGCUAAUUUUCGCAGUUUUCGUUACAAAUAAAGAAGAUCUUUGCGAUUGUUUGAAAAAAUGUGCAAAAAAUAAUGCGAAGAAAGCAUCACUCGACCUUCUGGUUUUUGUGACCUCGGGAACGAACCACUUUGACCAUCGUCAGGCCAUCCGAGAAACUUGGGGAAAAGAACUUUUUCAAAAGAACAUAGUUUGUGUUUUCUUAUUAGGAAAGAGUACUAACAACAGUCUUCAGAAUCAAAUAGAGAAAGAAGAUGCUACACACAAGGACAUUGUCCAAGCCAACUUUGUAGACAACUACAAAAAUCUCACCUUAAAAACUGUGUCGAUGAUGAAGUGGAUAUCAAUAUAUUGCAGCUGGGCAGAGUUUGUGCUGAAAACAGAUGACGACAUGUUGAUCAAUGUGGAGGCAAUGAUGGACUUUAUCAGUUAUAUUAGAAAUGAAUCCAGAAUAGCUAUUUUCGGUAAAUUAGCCCGAGGUUUCAAACCCCACCACGAAAAGAAGAGCAAGUGGUUUGUUUCCAAAAAUAUGUACCCCCACAGGACUUAUCCAGAUUUUGUUACUGGUCCAAGUUAUUUAAUACAGGGAAAUAUAACACGUACGCUUUAUGAAACUAGUCUAGAAGAACCUUACUUUCCCCUAGAAGACGUGUUUAUGACUGGUAUAAUAGCCAGCAAGCUUAAUAUACCCCUUAAACACCAGCGUAGUUUUAAUACCAAACGCAACCGUCAUAUGUCCUCUAGUUCAUUCAGACAACUCAUCACUAGUCACAAAUACUCUCCUAAUGAAAUACGUUUGUUAUGGUCAAAACUUCAAGUUUAA
Messenger RNA from Limulus polyphemus (Atlantic horseshoe crab), 900 nucleotides. Its product is annotated as beta-1,3-galactosyltransferase 1-like. Gene Ontology annotation, molecular function: hexosyltransferase activity. The transcript has 2 exons. Lineage: Eukaryota; Metazoa; Arthropoda; Merostomata; Xiphosura; Limulidae. The record is from RefSeq and is a predicted model, not a curated record. Bases 1 to 900 code for a protein of 299 amino acids. Gene Ontology annotation, cellular component: membrane.